ACGCACCGCCUGUCGGGAGAUGUAGUUUCGACGAGGCGGGCCCGGCGAGUCCAAGGGUGGGUGGCGCGCUCCGGUGCGGCAGCGCCUAAAGGCCGAGACGGAAGUCGGGCGGCCGCCCCGGGAAACAAGGGCGCAGGGUUGACGGGCGCGGGACACUGAAGGGGGGCCCAGGACUCGGGAGGGGUGUGUGUGCGGCGACAGUCUCAGGGUGAAGAGGUAGGGCAAGGCCAGGCGCCGGGGGCCGGUGGUCCGGGCAUCCAGGCUGGAAAAUGCACAAGAGGAAGGGACCCCCGGGACCCCCAGGCCGAGGCGCCGCUGCCGCCCGCCAGCUUGGGCUGCUGGUUGACUUCUCCCCAGAUGGCCUGAUGAUCCCCGAGGAUGGAGUUAACAAUGAGGAACUGGAGGCUGAGUUCUUGACCUUGGUGGGUAGCCAGCCUGCAGCCCUGGGGAAGCUCAAAGGCAAAGGUCCCCUCCCCAUGGAGGCCAUUGAGAAGAUGGCCAGGUUGUGCAUGCAGGACCCAGAUGAGGAGGAGGAGGAAGGAACAGAUGAGGAUGACAUAGAGGCCGAUGAUGACCUGCUGGCAGAGUUAAAUGAGGUCCUCGGAGCGGAGCAGAAGGCCUCGGACCCCCCGCCACCCAUGGCCCAGCCGAAGCCCUCAGCCCCCCACCCUGGGUUGGAGGCCACUUUGCAGGAGAGGCUGACCCUCUACCAGCUGGCGAUGGAAAGUGCCCAGCAGGCUGGGGACAGUGCCAAGAUGCGGCGCUACGACCGGGGGCUGAAAACACUGGAAAACCUGCUGGCCUCUGUGCAAAAGGGCAACACCAUCAAUGAGGAGGACAUCCCACCACCUGUGGCUGUAGGGAAGGGCCCAGCGACCAGCCACAACCCCGAACCUCCCCCGCCCAGCCCUGCCAACCUACCAGCCUCAGAUCCCAGGGCCAACCUGGAGGGCUCCCUGUCUGCCACCCCUGCUUCGUCCUUGGGCUCUGCUAAGCCCCAGUUGGCCCCAGGUCCCUGUGGCUCUGGUCUGCUGGCCCAGUUACAGAGCCGCCAGCGGGAUUACAAACUGGCUGCCCUCCACGCCAAGCAGCAGGGAGAUACCGUGGCUGCCACCAGACACUUCCGCGUGGCCAAGAGCUUUGAUGCUGUCCUGGAGGCCCUGAGCCGAGGGGAGCCUGUGGACCUGUCCUGCCUGCCCCCUCCACCUGACCAGCUGACUCCAGAGCUACCAUCCCAAACACUGCAGCCUCCAGCUCUUCCCACGGCCCCCGCCAUGCCAGAGGUUCCCCCAGCCCCGAGAACCUUCCUGGAGGCACUGGAGCAGCGCAUGGAGCGGUACCAGGUGGCUGCAGCCCAAGCCAAGGCCAAGGGUGACCAGCGGAAGGCGCGAAUGCACGAGCGCAUUGUCAAGCAAUACCAAGAUGCCAUCCGGGCCCACAAAGCUGGCCGAGCAGUGGAGGUGGCGGAGCUGCCUGUGCCCCCAGGCUUUCCCCCCAUCCAGGGCCUAGAGGCCCCUGAGGCUACCCAGCAGAGCCUGGUCGGGGUCCUGGAGACCGCCAUGAAGCUGGCCAACCAGGAUGAAGGGCCAGAGGAUGAUGAUGACGACGAGGCAUCUAAAAAGCUCAACAGCCCUGCAGCCCCCACAGCCCAGGCCAAGGCCCUGCCCUCAAGGGCCCCCCAUACCGGGGCAGCCCCAGCAGCCAAAGCAGCCCCUAAGGGCACGUCCACCAGAGCCCAGCAGCAGCUGGCCUUCCUGGAGGGCCGCAAGAAGCAGCUGUUGCAGGCCGCGCUGCAUGCCAAGCAGAAGAAUGAUGUAGAAGGUGCCAAGAUGCACCUGCGCCAGGCCAAGGGGCUGGAGCCCAUGCUGGAGGCCUCCCGCAAUGGGCUGCCUGUGGACAUUGCCAAGGUCCCGCCCGCCCCCAUAAACAAGGAUGACUUUGCCCUGGUCCAGCGGCCCGGCCCAGGCCUGUCACAGGAGGCUGCCCGACGCUAUGGGGAGCUGACUAAGCUGCUCAGGCAGCAGCAUGAGAUGUGUCUGAACCACUCGAACCAGUUCACCCACCUGGGGAACAUCUCUGAGACCAGCAAGUUCGAGAAGCUGGCAGAGGACUGCAGGCGGAGCAUGGACACCCUGAAGCAGGCCUUCACCCGAGGUCUGCCCACCCCUGUCGCCCGCUUCGAGCAGAGAACUUUCAGUGUCAUCAAGAUCUUCCCAGAACUCAGCAGCAACGACAUGCUCCUGUUCAUCGUGAAGGGCAUCAACCUGCCCACACCCCCAGGACUGUCCCCUGGUGACCUGGAUGUCUUCGUGCGCUUCGACUUCCCCUACCCCAACGUGGAGGAAGCUCAGAAAGACAAGACCAGCGUGAUCAAGAACACAGACUCCCCUGAGUUCAAGGAGCAGUUCAAACUCUGCAUCAGUCGCAGCCACCGAGGCUUCCGCAGGGCCCUGCAGACCAAGGGCAUCAAGUUCGAAGUGGUCCACAAGGGGGGGCUGUUCAAGACCGACCGGGUGCUGGGGACAGCGCAGCUGAAGCUGGACAUGCUGGAGACGGCGUGCGAGGUCCACGAGAUCCUGGAGGUCCUGGAUGGUCGCCGGCCCACAGGGGGGCGGCUGGAGGUGAUGGUGAGGAUCCGGGAGCCGCUGACGGCCCAGCAGCUGGAGACCACCACAGAGAGGUGGCUGGUCAUAGACCCCCUGCCUGCAGCUGUGCCCACGCAGGUUGCUGCGCCCAAAGGAAAAGGACCUCCUAUGCCUGCGCCUUCUAGGGAGGCAGGGAACAGGUCAGCCCGGCCCCUGCACAGCCUCAGUGUACUGGCCUUUGACCAGGAGCGGCUGGAGCGAAAGAUCCUGGCUCUAAGGCAGGCGCGUCGGCCAGUGCCCCCGGAGGUGGCCCAGCAGUACCAAGACGUCGUGCAGCGCAGCCAGUGGCAGAGGGCCCAGCUAGAGCAGGGGGGAGCUGGCAUCCGGAGAGAGUACACGGCCCAGCUGGAGCGGCAGCUGCAGUUCUACACAGAGGCCGCCCGGCGCCUGGGCAAUGAUGGCAGCAGGGAGGCCGCGAAGGAGGCGCUCUACCGGCGGAACCUGGUUGAGAGUGAGCUGCAGCGGCUCCGCAGGUGAGGGCCCGGCAGGGUGGGCAGCUGGACAACCAUAGGAUCUCACAGGCCACCAACCCAAGACAAGUGGACAAUCAGUGGACAAUCGGUUCUGGACUCAUCCUCUCCAGGACCACAGCCCAGCCAGACCUCCCUGGCAGGGCCCCAAGGACUCUACCCCUCACCCAUGCCAGAGUUCUGUUUGCACAUCCCUGGGUGCCCACCUUGCUGCCCCUGAGCAGGAGGGUGGCAGGGACCAAGCCCCAAGGGCCUCUGCAAGCACUUUACUUCCUGUCCCUUUCUGGCCUUAACCCUACAGCCCUCCAUACCCCAAAGAAGCUGCUGAGGCUGGCAUCUGGGACUGCACAGGCCAGGACAUGGAAUAAACAGCGAGGUCACGCCCA
Heterocephalus glaber (naked mole-rat) is the source of this 3501-nucleotide messenger RNA. RefSeq names its product coiled-coil and C2 domain containing 1A (gene Cc2d1a). Gene Ontology annotation, molecular function: DNA-binding transcription repressor activity, RNA polymerase II-specific. Lineage: Eukaryota; Metazoa; Chordata; Mammalia; Rodentia; Bathyergidae. The record is from RefSeq and is a predicted model, not a curated record.